Messenger RNA from Lipotes vexillifer (Yangtze River dolphin), 1002 nucleotides. RefSeq names its product mucin-7-like. The transcript has 7 exons. The record is from RefSeq and is a predicted model, not a curated record. Bases 1 to 1002 code for a protein of 333 amino acids. NCBI's taxonomy places the organism in Eukaryota, Metazoa, Chordata, Mammalia, Artiodactyla, Lipotidae.
AUGGGGACCCCUCCAACCUCUGUGCGGGGGCCGGGCCUCAACCCCAGUCCUGCUGCCACCCCCGCCUCACCUCCUGCCAGCUCCCUGCCCAUGGGGCCCGAGCUCUACUUUCUGGAUCAUCAGGAGGCUGUUCUCUCCAGGUUUCCCUCCGUCUUGCUCCUCGUCCUGGCCUCUGCCGGUCAUAGCCUCGUGUCCACCGACUUCCAGAGCAUCUCUCCUGCGCCUGGGCUAGACAGGGGCAGCAUGUCCACGCUCCUCCUGCCUCUGUCUUCACCUUCCCUUCGAGACCUCCGGGACCCUGGAGCUGGGGGCUGCCGUCCCGUGACGACCCCCCCCAGGGGCCUGCCCGAGCCCACGAGCCUCCCCUCAUGCCCCUCCGCACAAACCCACGUCAACUGCCAGGGCGGCUCUGAGCCCGCUGCCCCGAAGGGGAGGCGGCCGUACCCCUCAGAGCCCCCCGGCCGCACUGACCUGCCUUCCCCGAGCCUCCAGACCCACGGCGGCCUGGCCGAGGGGACUCGGCCCCCGCCCUCUGCCCUCCGCCGGCCCCUUGUCCCUAGGAGCCGGGGCGCCUUGGAGUCUAGUGCACUUAGGCACUGUGCCUCCACUGCCGCAGCUCUGCCACCCCGGGCCCUGAGCCACAUGAAGGUGGAUCAUUACCUGCCCCGGGGUUGUUCCGGGGGUUUGGAUGAGAGCGCGUCUGAAGCACCUAGCACCGCCCCUGCGGAGGUGGGACGCCAGGUGGCUGCUCCCCCGCCACAGGAGAGCUCCUCUGAGAACACCUGGCGCUCGGGCGAGCGCGCGGCAGCCGGAGCCGGCGCCCGCGAGCCAAAGGCGCGGCGUCUGGACCGGGCGCGGGCCGCGGAGGCCGGAGACCGCCCGGGGCGACGUGCGCGCUUUGUUCCCGCGCGGGCGGCCGGCGGGCGGAGUGAGCGGCCCGGAACGCGACUGGGCAUGGCCCGGGCAGCCGUCCUGCGCGCCCCGGCCCCGUCUCGCGCCUGA